ACUCUUCAUAGAUACGUAGAUAUCAAUUUUCCAGAAUCCAGAUUACAAAUCGGAACCGGAAACAAUUGCUUGCGUUUUCCGAAAAUGUUUGAUUGUGUUUUCCGGGUGAGAUUUGAAUACUGAAAAACUCAAAAGUAAUUUUUCAAUGUGUUUAAGCAAACUUACUUCUCUGCUGCAAACCAGAAACUUUCAAAAGAAUUUGAGAGCAACAAAACUUGCGUUUACAUACAUACUAUGGCAAAAUGUAUGGGCCCAACAAAACUUGGUUUGAUAGCUUUUCUGUAACUAUCUACACCCCCUCUAAUUACUAAUAUCGAAAUCCAAACAACAGUGAAUCGUAGGGUUAUAAGCAAAAGGGGAUCCAUUCUCUGGCGUUCUGUUAAGUCACAAAAUGCUGAGAAGAAAACCAACGAAAAUCGAAGUGAAAAUUGAAGACAAAGAAGAACUUGAGGAAGCUCGCCGUCGCAACACUGCCAACGCCACCACGAACACAACAACCACCACCACAACUGGCGCCGCUUCUCUCCUCCGUCAAUUCGAUCGCGCCGAAGAUUCUUCUUCCAAAGCGAAUCGCAUUGGUCUCUCCUCCUAAACUCUUCUCAACACGCUCCUUUUCUCUUUCCCCUUCCGAUAUGGAGGUUGAAGUCAAGCUUCGUCUCCCAAACGCAGAUUCUUAUCACCGUGUCACUACUUUGCUUUCUCCCUUCCACGUUAUCACUCAUCGUCAACAUAAUCUCUUCUUCGACGGCGCUGGAUCGGAACUCUCUUCUCGUCGCGCUAUUCUUCGGCUACGAUUCUACGGUGACGAUGAACGGUGUGUUGUUUCGUUGAAAGCAAAGGCGGUUCUGGUUGAUGGUGUGAGUCGUGUUGAAGAAGAUGAGGAGGAUUUGGAUCCGAAGAUUGGUCGAGAUUGUGUUGAUGAACCGGGGAAAUUGGGGUUGGUGGAGUCGAGGAUUAUGGGGAGGGUGAAGGAGGAAUUUGGGGUGGUGGGUGAAAAUGGGUUUGUGGGUUUGGGAGGUUUUAAGAAUGUGAGGAAUGUUUAUGAUUGGAAAGGUUUGAAAUUGGAAGUGGAUGAGACUCAUUUUGAUUUUGGAACUUUGUUUGAGAUUGAAUGUGAAAGUUCUGAUCCUGAAGAAGCCAAACGCAUUCUUGAGGAGUUCUUGAAGGAGAAUGGAAUUGAUUAUUCAUACUCUGUUGCUUCUAAAUUUGCAAUUUUUCGAGCUGGGAAAUUGCCAUAGUGAGUGGAUUUUCUAUUGUUUUUCAAUUGAGUUGAAAUGAACUAGUUUAUAAGUUAUGGUUUUUGUAGUUGAUAAUUUAAGAAUGUAACAUUUCAUGUUUGUUGUAUUGCACUUAUCAUUCAGCUGGUUUUGAAAGUUACUAUGAUGUUUUUAGUUUAUGAUUACACAUGCUUGAUCUUUUAUUUA
This is a messenger RNA of Medicago truncatula (barrel medic), 1424 nucleotides long. RefSeq names its product triphosphate tunnel metalloenzyme 3. The record is from RefSeq and is a predicted model, not a curated record. The transcript has a single exon. The coding region runs from base 633 to 1238 and encodes 201 amino acids. NCBI's taxonomy places the organism in Eukaryota, Viridiplantae, Streptophyta, Magnoliopsida, Fabales, Fabaceae.